AUGCCUAAUCAAAACCCAAAUCGAAAUCAAAACCGAAACCGAAACCAAAAUCAGAACCAAAACCAAAACCAAAAUCAGAACCAAAACCAAAAUCAGAACCAAACCCAAAACCAAAACCAAACCCAAAACCAAAUUCCAAUCCAAACACAAAACCCGGAUGAGGAUUUCCAUCUGAGGGAGACCUCACCGACGCUAGGCGGAGGAAGGGUCUCUGGCAAUGACAGGGUUGGAACUGCCUUUGAUCUUGUUGAGCAAAUGCAUUACCUCUUUGUUAGGGUGGUGAAGGCCAAAGAAUUGCCAUCAAAGGAUGGUAAUGGUUCUCCUGAUCCUUAUGUUGAAGUGAAGCUUGGAAGCCAUAAGGCUCUGACAAAGCAUUUUGAGAAGAACUCUAACCCCGAAUGGAACCAUGUGUUUGCAUUGUUGAGAGACAGAAUUCAAUCUCACAAUGUUGAGGUUUGGAUGAGGGAUAAGGGCAGGAGUGAAGAAGAUCCCAUAGGGAGGGUUGUGUUUGAAAUUACUGAGGUCCCGGAAAGGGUUCCACCUGAUAGUCCUUUGGCACCACAGUGGUAUAACUUGGAGAAGAGAGAUGGGACUAAUGCUAAAGGAGAGUUGAUGCUAGCUGUUUGGAUGGGGACACAAGCAGAUGAGGCCUUCUCAGAAGCUUGGAAUUUGGAUGCUACCGCAGUCAGUGGUGAUGGAGUCGCAAGCAUAAAGUCUAAGGUUUAUCUAUCACCAAGGCUUUGGUAUCUAAGAGUGAAUGUGAUUGAGGCUCAGGACUUGCAACUUGGUGAUAAGAAUAGGCAGCAGCCAGAAUUUUUUGUGAGGGCCAUGCUUGGGAAUGCAGUUUUGAGGACUAAAAUUUACUUGAGUCGGAAUUUAAGCCCAUUGUGGAAUGAGGAUUUGAUGUUUGUGGCAACAGAGCCUUUUGAAGACCAAUUGGUUUUGAGUGUGGAGGAUAAGGUAGCGCCCAAUAAGGAUGAAGUUCUGGGGAGGUGUAUGAUUCCUUUACAUAAUGUGGAGAAGAGAACGGAUCAGAAAUCUCCGAGCAAUAGGUGGUAUAAUCUUGAGAAGCAUGUGACAUCUGAAAAUGGGGAGAGGAAUGUGCAAAAGUUAAACAGUAGGAUUCAUUUAAGGAUCUGUAUGGAUGGUGGGUACCAUGUGCUUGAUGAGUUAACUCAAUACAGCAGUGAUUUCAGGGAAACAGCAAGACAGUUGUGGAAGCCCAGCAUUGGGGUGCUGGAAUUGGGAAUUUUGAAUGCUCAAGGAUUGUCAGCAAUGAAAACAAAAGAUGGCCAUCAAUCCACAGAUGCUUAUUGUGUGGCCAAGUAUGGGCAGAAGUGGAUUCGAACAAGCACAGUUCUCAAUAGUUUUAAUCCACAAUGGAAUGAACAAUAUACUUGGGAGGUGUUUGAUCCUUGUACUGUCAUUACGAUUGGUGUAUUUGAUAAUUGUCACCUACAGGGAGUCGAUAAGGGUGGGAGAGCAAAGGAUUCAAGAAUUGGGAAGGUGAGGAUUCGACUAUCUACCCUUGAAACCGAUAGGGUUUACACACAUUCCUAUCCCCUUAUGGUCUUGCAACCUUCUGGGGUGAAGAAGAUGGGGGAAAUUCAGUUGGCUGUGAGGUUUUCUUGCUCAUCAUUGCUUAAUAUGCUCCAAAUGUACUUCCAGCCUCUUUUGCCAAAACUGCAUUAUCUUCACCCAGUAGCUGUUAAUCAGAUUGAUAAUCUAAGGCACCAGGCUACUCAGGUUGUCUCCAAGAGGCUGAGCCGUGCUGAGCCACCCUUAAGGAAAGAGGUUGUGGAAUAUAUGCUUGAUGUGGGUUCAAACAUGUGGAGUGUGCGAAGAAGCAAAGCUAAUCGUGCCAGGAUUGCCUGUGUUCUCUCUUCCUUGGCCGGAACUUUCAAAUUGUUUGAUUGGAUUUGCUCUUGGCAGAACCCUUUCGUUACCAUUCUUGUUCAUAUCGUGUUCUUGCUAUUUGUAUGUUUCCCAAGGAUGUUUUUAAGCACAAUUUCUCUCAACCUUCUGUUGAUUGGAAUUCUGAAUUACCGAGGGAGACCAAGACAUCCUCCUCACAUGGACAUUAAACUCUCAUGUGCAGAUAGAGCAUUUGCUGAUGAAUUGGAUGAAGAGUUUGAUACAUUUCCCACUUCUCGGCAAGCUGAUGUUCUCAGAAUGAGAUAUGAUCGAUUGAGAUGUAUUGGCUCGAGGAUGCAAACAGUGAUUGGGGACUUGGCUACUCAAGGGGAGAGGCUGCAGAACCUUCUAAGCUGGCGAGAUCCAAGAGCCACAGCUCUGUUUAUGAUCUUCUGUUUCAUUGCUACUAUAGUGCUUUACAUCACCCCAUUCCGAUUUAUGGCUGUGAUCAUGGGCUUUUACAAGAUGAGGCAUCCAAAACUCCGUGAUAAGCUUCCUUCCCAGCCUAUAAACUUCCUGAGGAGGUUGCCUGCGAAAACAGACAGCUUGUUGUGA
Messenger RNA from Ilex paraguariensis (yerba mate), 2469 nucleotides. NCBI's taxonomy places the organism in Eukaryota, Viridiplantae, Streptophyta, Magnoliopsida, Aquifoliales, Aquifoliaceae. The record is from the annotation of a GenBank genome assembly.